CACGCAAUAGCUGAUAGCUGCAUAAUUUCCGACCAGCCGAUGCAAGUUCAAAAGCUUGGCAAUAACAACUCUUCCCAAACAGUUCUAAACGGUUCAUUCACUAAGAAGAGAAACCUGCAUUCUACAAUUUCUAGCAGCUCAUCAAAACACGCUACUUUAGUGACAUAAGAUACGAUAACCGUCUACUGUGUAUCGCUCGACUUUCAGGCUUAUCAAUAGUUGUUUUACUGAGUGACCUCGAGUGCUUAAAGCCUGUGGAAUCUCUUUGCGAUGAUUUUUUCCUUUUGCCUGCUGGUGGUACUUCUUUCUAAUCAGCUAUGUUGUUUACUUGCGAAGGGAACAAGGCCAAAGUGGGGACCUGUGGAUCCGGAUGUCAACCGUAACGUGUCUCAGCUGAUCCAUAACCGCGGGUUUCCUGUGGAAGAGCAUGACGUCAUCACCAAGGAUGGCUAUAUUUUGAGUGUGCAGAGAAUACCCCACGGGAGGAAAGGACGAGAAAGCCUGGGGCCGAGGCCCGUGGUGUUUUUACAGCAUGGAUUACUCGCGGACUCUUCGUGUUUUGUGCAGAGCUGGGAAUAUGAUUCACUCGGGUACAUUCUGGCUGACAAUGGUUAUGACGUCUGGCUUGGAAACAUCCGGGGUAACCGAUACUCGAGGUCACAUGUCAAGUACAAUCACAAACAGAUGGAAUUCUGGGAUUUCAGUUUUGAGGAGUUUGGCGAGUACGAUAUUCCCGCCAUGAUUGAGCAUGCGCUGUCAGUCUCCGGUCAGAGCCAACUCUACUAUAUCGGGCAUUCGCAAGGCACGCUGGUCGGAUUCAUUUCCUUCUCCACGCACCCCGAGAUCGCGAAAAAAGUGAAACGUUUUAUAGCACUCGCCCCAAUCUUCCACCUAAACCACACGGCCACUAUUGUACGAGAUGCGGCUUUCACCCUUGGACCAAUACAGGAGUUGCUAUUUCCUCUUGGCCCCACCCAGUUUUUCCCCGGCUACCUGAUCAAGCUUUUAACAAAGCUCGGCUUCUGCGGAGGAAAGUACAAGGCAAAACUAUGCUAUGAUAUUUCCGAACUGAUCUUUGGCUUUGAUGAUGGCAAUGCCAACAUGAGCCGCGUGCCUGUAUUUUUUACCCACUUCCCAUCCGGGACGUCUUUCAAGAACAUCAUACAUUUUGGACAGAUUGUAUAUUAUGGCCGAACGGCGCGUUUUGACUAUGGAAAGCGCAGAAACAUGAAGCGUUACGGCAAGCCAAAACCACCAGUCUAUGACGUCACAAAGAUGGACGUACCUACAGCACUCAUCCUAGGUACGCAUGACAACUUGAGUACUGUCCCGGAUGUUGCGCCAAUCCGUGCGCAGAUACCGCACGUGACCUUCUACGAGGUUAUCCCUGAAUGGAAUCAUAUCGAUUUUGUCGCCGGAAUCGAUGCAUACAAACUUCUUUACCCGAAGCUGUUAACUUUGCUGCAAGAGUUUGAGUGAUAUGUUCUUUGACCCAACAUGUCACGAAUUGAGAUUGCGUGACUUUCACAUAAUUCAUUCGUAUAAGUCCUCUGACCCAACAUGUCACCAAUUGAGAGUGACUUUCAAGUGAGAGUGACUUUCAGCGUGACUUUAUCUUGACUUUCACUUUAUUGAUGCAUAAAAGAUCCACUAUUUAUAGCUGUUUUUGCUAUAAAUCACCAAUUGAGAGUGCGUGACAUUCUAUUAAUGCGUACAUGUCGUCUGACCCAACAAGUCACGUGGAGAUCACACUGAGAUUGUGUGACUUUCACGUGAUUGAUGCUUACAGGUUCUCUGACCCACUGAAUUUGUGUACUCUUGUGACUGUCACGGGGAAGUUAUUUCGAAAUUUUUUCGCAUAAUGAAAACAAUAACAAAACUUGUAAGUUCAUCACUGAUUGUGCUUGUGUGCGACUAUCACGUGAUAUUAUGCCGAAACGGUUUUAAUAAUACGUUAAUACAAACCAUUAUUUUAGCUUUUGAUUAAUUCCUUUAACGACCAUGUGAAUGUUGUCAUAAUUUGUGUAAAUAAACUUUUAUAAGAACUAUUAAAAAUGCUUUUUCGU
Nematostella vectensis (starlet sea anemone) is the source of this 2066-nucleotide messenger RNA. Its product is annotated as lysosomal acid lipase/cholesteryl ester hydrolase. Gene Ontology annotation, molecular function: hydrolase activity, acting on ester bonds. The record is from RefSeq and is a predicted model, not a curated record. NCBI's taxonomy places the organism in Eukaryota, Metazoa, Cnidaria, Anthozoa, Actiniaria, Edwardsiidae. Gene Ontology annotation, biological process: lipid metabolic process. The transcript is spliced from 8 exons. The coding region runs from base 271 to 1479 and encodes 402 amino acids.